Messenger RNA from Hevea brasiliensis (rubber tree), 2165 nucleotides. RefSeq names its product aluminum-activated malate transporter 9. The transcript is spliced from 6 exons. Gene Ontology annotation, biological process: malate transport. The coding region runs from base 185 to 1819 and encodes 544 amino acids. The record is from RefSeq and is a predicted model, not a curated record. Lineage: Eukaryota; Viridiplantae; Streptophyta; Magnoliopsida; Malpighiales; Euphorbiaceae. Gene Ontology annotation, cellular component: plant-type vacuole membrane.
ACAUCCCACAUUGAACCACAUCAACUCUUCUCAUUAGUUCAUCAUCCUCACCGGAAAACUCCCUUUCUUCAAGAGUUGGAAAACGUAGUUCAAAAAAAGCAAUUUAACAUCAUUUAACAAUACGGCAAACUCGAAGCAAGAUAAGCUGAAAGAUUUAAAAGAUCCAAUAAUACUUGAUUGGAGAAUGAAUGGCAAAAAGGGUAGCUUUGAGAUCAACAUUCCACCAAUGGCUACCAAAGCUAAGCAGCAAGAAACGGAAAAGAAUGCUGGAAUUGGAGGAUUUUCCUAUGAGGCUUGUAUUUGGAAGGUGUGGGAAUUUGCCAAAGAAGAUAGCAAGAGAGUAACAUUCUCUUUCAAAGUGGGGCUUUCUGUUCUUCUUGUGUCUUUGCUUAUACUAUUCCAAGCACCUUAUGAUAUAUUUGGCACCAAUAUCAUCUGGUCCAUCCUCACAGUUGCCAUCAUGUUUGAAUAUACAGUUGGUGCAACUUUCAAUCGAGGAUUCAACCGAGCACUUGGGAGCUUGCUUGCAGGGAUUUUGGCUAUUGCAGUUGGUCAGUUAGCUCUACUUUGUGGCAGGGUUGCAGAGCCUAUUAUACUGGGAAUUAGCAUCUUUCUCGUUGGGGCUAUUACAUCUUUCAUGAAAUUAUGGCCAUCACUUGUUCCAUAUGAGUAUGGAUUCAAGGUCAUACUCUUUACCUACUGCUUGAUCAUAGUCUCCGGUUAUCGAAUGGGGAAUCCAAUUAAGACUGCAAUGGAUCGGCUAUACUCUAUUGCCAUUGGAGGGUUUGUAGCAGUCCUAGUGAAUGUGUUGGUUUUUCCUAUAUGGGCUGGGGAGCUAUUGCAUGAGGAGCUAGUCAGCAGCUUUAACUCGGUUGCCGACUCUCUUGAAGAAUGUGUGAAGAAAUACUUAGAAGGUGAUGGGUUGGAUCAUCCAGAGUUCUCCAAGACUGUAAUGGAUCAGUUUCCAGAUGAGCCUGCUUACAGGAAAUGUAGAAGUACCCUAAAUUCCUCUGUGAAACUCGAAUCAUGGGCUAAUGCAGCAAAAUGGGAGCCACCACAUGGCAGGUUUCGACACGUUUUCUAUCCAUGUCCAUGGACAGAGUAUGUUAAGGUUGGAGCAGUUCUACGAUACUGUGCUUAUGAGGUUAUGGCACUUCAUGGAGUCCUGCACUCUGAGAUUCAGGCACCUUACAACCUCCGAGUCACAUUCCAGUUAGAAAUUCAGGACGCAGCAACCCAGGCUGCAGAACUAGUAAGGAACUUGGGAAAAGACAUUAGUGAUAUGAAGCAAAGUCUCAAAACCUCACUAUUAAAGAAGGUUCACAUCUCAACUGAGCGAUUACAACGUGCCAUAGACAUGCACUCUUACCUCCUUAUAUCUAAUUUUGAGCCUACUGACAACUCUUCCAAACCAUUCCCCAAGCUGUCUCAUACACUUUCGACCAACCCGUAUGACCUCUCAAAUCAAUUGCCUGAGCUAGACAGCAAUAGCUUAGCAAAGAAUUCAGAUCCAUUAAACCAAUCCACACCUUCAGGGACUAUUCCACUAGAACAAUCCGUGGACUCUUACCAUGAGAUGAUGAGAAAGCAAUCAAGGAGGCUGUAUUCAUGGCCAUCAAGGGAAGUGGAUGCUUUUGAAGAAGAGGGAGGUCUUGCUGUGGACUUUCUGCCCAGAAUGAGGGCAUUAGAGAGCACUGCAGCACUGUCACUUGCCACAUUUACUUCCCUACUCAUUGAGUUUGUUGCUAGGCUUGAUCACUUGGUUGAAGCAGUUGAUGAGCUUUCAAAGAUGGCCAAAUUCAAGCAUGAGAGUGUAUAGAAGAAAGAUGUCUGCAUAUACAGAUUUUGAUAUGAUACUGAUGUACAAGACACACUACUGAAAAAAAAAAUCGAGCAAGGGAAAAAGGGAUUGUAAUCACCUGAAAAUAAAAUUCCAAUAACUGAAAUUAAUCGAAGUUCUUAAGAUUAAAGACGAUCUAAAUCAGGCAUAAUUAUUUGUUGAUCCACAGGGGAAGUUGAAAGGGAACUUGGGAUUGAUGCCAAUAAUCCUGUUUCUUGAUUAUAAUUACAAUUAAAAUCAGAUUGUGCAAUUUGGGUGGUAGUAACACAAUCCUAUUGACCAUAAUUUCAUCUCAAAAAUUAAAUGCAAGAAAAGGAAAAUAAAA